Messenger RNA from Drosophila bipectinata, 1992 nucleotides. RefSeq names its product single-stranded DNA-binding protein-like. NCBI's taxonomy places the organism in Eukaryota, Metazoa, Arthropoda, Insecta, Diptera, Drosophilidae. The record is from RefSeq and is a predicted model, not a curated record.
AUGGGCGGCGGGGGCGGCGGCAGUACCAUCGGCGGCGGCACCCUGGGCGGUGGCAGCAUUCUCGGCGGCCACGCCGGCACAGCGAUGAGCGGCAGCACGGUCGGCAUGGGCGCUCCUCCCGGCACCCUGAUUCACGGAGCCAACGGCGGCAAUCCCGGCGGCAAUGUCUACGGUAAUGGCAACGGCGGUGUGGGCGGCGGUGGUCAGAACACCGCUCCCGGUUCGGUUAUCGAUCAGCGGGCAGUCUCCGUGGUGGUCACCCUACCGGGCGGACCGGGUGCCCAGCAUCCGGGGCAGGCGCUGAGCGACUACGGUCCCAUAUAGUUAAUGGUACGCCCGGACACCGCGCACUGGGUCUCGACGAGCAGCUUCAGUCAGCUGUAGCUGCUCUCCUUCCUCGCCAAAGAAGAAGCAGACGAAGAAUCGCAAGAAUCCCGCGCCCGGCCUCUGUCUCACUUGCACUCUUAGGCUCUCACUCGCACACCUACACCCCUCUCUAUCUCUAUCGCUGACUCUGUCUCGCAUUAGCAAAGGUUUGAAGCCAUGCCAUAUUAAUUCAUGUAGCCGUAGUUUUUUCAAUGAGUGGAAAAGGGUCCUGUUUUUGUGAGAAGAAUUCUUCCAGAGCGUGACCAUAAACAGGACCUAACAGCAUUAGAGAUUGUGGUAAAAAAAAGAACCAUUCUGCAUACAAGAUUCUAGUCGAAAAACAAACCUUUGUCUUCAAAAAGCAGAUGAGCAAAAGAGCAUUAAGUAGUCGUGGCUAUAGGGUCUAUAUUCCAACUCCCCAGCUCCCAGUGCGUUUGUUCCAACUGCCAUUAACUGCUUUACUAUCUACUUAUAUUUAUGAAGCACCUACAUAUAUUUUUUUUGUUGUUACUACUUUUUCCUUCCACAAAUACUUUCCUCCACGAAAUAGACUGAGAAAUGCAUAAACCAAUUAAGUAGCCGCCACGUAGACCACUCGGGGGUAUCAAAAACAGAAAAAACAAACAAAAAAAUACAAAAAAUAAAAGUAAAGAAGAGCGGAAUCUGCCCACACUGCCAAGUCAGAGCCACGAGCCAUAUUUCGAAAUUACAACUAACUUUUAAUCAAACUAACUACACUAUUAACCUUAACCUAAACGUAAACAUUAAAUAUUACAAAAGCAAAACGAAAAAAAAUAAAUAAAUAAACACUUCGAAUGCCCGUAGAAAGUUAGUUGCGAUUUUAGGGUUAUCGCAUUAUCAAAGAACAGGCGGUCAGUGUUGCCAGAUACCAUUUGUAAAUUAUUUAAUCUAUCCUAAGGCAUUAUCCAACACUAAUUUUUGUAAAUAUUUUCAAAACGCGCCUAGUUUGUAAACGAUGUUCAGAUGAAACCCUGAAAACUAAAAUAGAAAUUUAAAUAUAGUAACUUGCAUUUCAGAAUCAAAGGCAACUCUGCAUUUAAGCUCAAAAAUUGAAUUUAAUUUUUUUAUAUAAAUAAAAAUCGAGAUCCCAAAAUCGAGAAAACACUACCAAAACUUCCUGCCCUUUUCCCCCAAUAAAGUGAAGAAAAAUGAAAUGAAAAUUGCCAACUUUUGCAGCCGACGCAGGGCAAUUUUUUGCAUUUAUAAAAGAAGCAAAAAGAAAAAAAUUGUAUAAAGCUAAAAACACUUAUAUAAGAGUAUUAAAUUAAAUGUAAUCUUAGUUUUAAACGAAGGCAACCAGAAACCCAGAAACACACAAAAACAAACAAAAAUGGAAAACGAAAGCAAAACAAAAUAUCUAUCAAGCAUUAAAAACUAUUGUAUUUAAAUUUAAUAUUUAUAUUACAUGGUAAAAGCAACAAUUUAACUGUUGGCAUUUCAAACCAUUUCACAUACGAAACAAAACAAAAACGAAGGAAGAACUUUAUAUUAUAAAUUAUAUGAUAUAGCAACAACUAUGUGUGUAAUGUUUUUAGCAACUAUAACUAUUUCUAUAAACAAAACGAAAAAUAUGCGAAUGCUGUAAUAAAAACAAUAUACAAAAUA